AUGGUUUAUCUAAUAAUUGCCUCAGUAUUGCUUGAAUUCUUCACGCGAGGGAUUGUUGCGAAAUCGGAAUGCAUGCAGAUUACUGGAACAUUGGUUUGUCCUAACAGACCCAUACUUGCUGGAAAUCUGCAGAUUGACUUAAUUGAUGAAGACCCAUUACCUUGGGAAGUCGAUGAUCAAAUGGGUCGAACAUGGUCUCAGUCGAAUGGAUCGUUUCUACUUUCUGGAUGUGGUGCUGAUUUUGGGCCAUUUAAUUCACCUGAUCCAUACAUCGUUGUUGAACACAAAUGCCCCAGUAUAUUACAUUCUAGCAUUAAGUAUCAAAAUAGAACGAAAAUGCAGUUUGCAUUAACAAAGACUUUUCUACCGAAAGUUUUGAAUAUUGGUAAAGAAUUAAGGUAUUUGUUGUGA
Messenger RNA from Thelazia callipaeda (thelaziosis nematode), 411 nucleotides. The record is from the annotation of a GenBank genome assembly. Lineage: Eukaryota; Metazoa; Nematoda; Chromadorea; Rhabditida; Thelaziidae.